AGCAGCAGAGGAGGAGAUGAAGCUGCAGCUGCUGGGACUUCACUUUGUUUCCGUCACUCUGUGACCCGAGGAAUAAAUACACGUCCACACGACUGCACGGACACAGAUAUGAAUCUUGCACAACAACGUGAAACACAAGGAAGGCUCAUUUAGCCUUAACUCCCCUUGGCUCCACCUCUGUGUAGCUGAACAUGAUUCUGACUCCGUGGUGAGGGUCAGAAAAUGAACGUCUCCGCCCACUGUGAUCCCCCUGUCAUCAUAUACAAGCAGAGUGAUGGGUUUGACCUUAACGCCAGCUGUGACUGGACGUCAGUGGACAGAGGACCACUGCUGCCUACCUUUUCUACAGCGGCCAAAGUCAGAGUGAUCGUUACCUUCAUUCUCUGUGGUAUCUCCACUCUCUGCAAUUCAGCUGUGCUGUGGGCAGCCAAUGGCCACAAGCGCAAAUCCCACGUCAGAGUCCUGAUAAUCAACUUGACUGUGGCCGAUCUCUUGGUCACCUUCAUCGUGAUGCCCGUGGACGCCGUGUGGAACAUCACGGUGCAGUGGCUGGCCAGCGAUCUGGCCUGCAGGUUCUUGAUGUUCCUCAAACUACAGGCCAUGUACUCCUGUGCCUUUGUCACCGUGGUGAUUAGUCUGGACAGACAGUCGGCCAUCCUCAAUCCCCUGUCCAUCAGUGUGGCCCGCAAAAGGAGCAGGGUCAUGUUGAUGGUGGCGUGGACUAUGAGCACCCUGUUCUCCAUUCCCCAGAUGUUCAUUUUCCAUAAUGUGACCAUCACGUACCCAGCCAACUUUACUCAGUGCACCACGCGGGGGAGCUUCGUCACUCACUGGCAGGAAACUGCCUACAACAUGUUCACCUUCUCCUGCCUCUUCCUGCUCCCGCUGGUCAUCAUGAUCAUCUGCUACACCAGGAUCUUUAUCCAGAUGACAAAGAGGAGCUUGUUCUCCAAUCAACUGAGUCUGCGCUGUUCAAAAAACAACAUCCCCAAGGCGAGGAUGAGAACUCUGAAAAUGAGCCUUGUCAUAGUGAUCUGCUUCAUAGUGUGCUGGACUCCAUACUACCUGCUAGGCUUGUGGUACUGGUUUUUCCCAGACGACUUGGAGGGAAAAGUCUCUCACUCCCUCACUCACAUCCUGUUCAUCUUUGGCCUUUUCAAUGCCUGCCUGGACCCCAUCAUUUACGGUCUGUUCACAAUACGCUUCUGCAAGGGUCUCAAGGGCGUGAGCCACCGCAGAGCCACAGACAUGUCAGUCAAGGUGACAAACACCGUGGUAGCAGAGACUUUGAAAUGCACUGCAAUUACUUUUCCUUGCAAAAGAGGGGAGGCCGCUGGUGAAAAAGCACAGCAAGUGUGAACAGGCUGAGCCAAAAAAAACAAUCCUGUUUUCAGUCAGGACGGAGAACAAUCGCACCAUGCAGGAAAGAAGAGUAAACCGUUUAUUUACCUUUCCUCUGUGAUGAUGUGUGAUCUGGUGACUGGAUAUAUUUUCAUUAUUGCAGCAUGUGCACAGUAAAUCUGUGGGGCACCCGAGGCUGUCCUCCUUGCAUUGAAAUUAUAUAAGCGCUUUAGGAAGUUCAGUGUUGCGUAACUGGCUUGAUGUAUUAAAUGUACAUUCACUGUGCUAUGAAAAAACCUUUAAUGACUAAAUGAGGCUACACAAGAGUCCUGCUCUUGUCUGUACUCAGAGUGCAUGUGCACUGAAUGCACAAUGCCUUUGUACAGUACAAGGCUCAGGUAACAACUUACAGAAAUACAGUUUAUGACCCAGGACAUUCUCUCAGGAGGAGAAAUAAACAAUGGUCCUCAUUUUCAUCAGAGCGCAAAUAUACCGGCACAAGUAUAUUAACAUCAGCAAGCCAAAGGUCAUAGGCCAUAGCAUUGUGUAAAGCCAUGGUUCUCAAACUGUGGUAUGUGUACCACAUGUGGGGAAAAUCGGAAAUACUGUUCUACUGUAUAUACCAGGUUAUGUGAUUGGUGGAAUGUGUAGAAAAUUAUAAUAUAAAUUAAAUAUUAAUAAUUAGAGUCACCUUAUCUCUCGCUCCAUCUUAAUCUAAUUUCACUACCAGUGUAAUUAAUAUUACUGUAUGUGAGGAAGAGGAGGAUGAUGUGAGAGCAAAUUAUCUUAUUGAGA
Molecule: messenger RNA, 2136 nt
Organism: Solea senegalensis (Senegalese sole)
Lineage: Eukaryota; Metazoa; Chordata; Actinopteri; Pleuronectiformes; Soleidae
Product: putative gonadotropin-releasing hormone II receptor
Exons: 4
Coding region: 223-1359 (378 amino acids)
Biological process (GO): G protein-coupled receptor signaling pathway
Cellular component (GO): membrane
Molecular function (GO): peptide binding; gonadotropin-releasing hormone receptor activity
Source: RefSeq, a predicted model, not a curated record